UCAUUAACUGAAGCUUUCUGGGGUAUGAUUGUGCUUGCUAUUUUAAAUGCAAGAAGCUACCUAAUGGCCGGGUGAUGAAAAGUAUUGCAUCUGGAUUUUUGUGGACAAAUGAUAUUUGAAGCGAAGUGAGGGCAAAACCCAUAAGUUUGGAGUGAAGAAUCCUCAGAUGAGGGCUUGAAUAACGUGACUGCACAAUGGUGAAGGCUUGCUGUUGCUUAACAUUUCUCGUGGUUGCUUGUCUCGUGGUUUCCAGCUACUCAGUAUUUUUACCAGAAAAAAAAGCCACUGAAGUCUUGAGAAUUAGGAAACGGGCUAAUUCCUUCUUUGAAGAAUUCAAGACUGGAGAUAUAGAAAGAGAGUGUCAUGAAGAAUCUUGUGAUUUUGAAGAGGUAAAAGAGAUAUUCCCAACAACAGAUGCUGCUUUAAUAUUUUGGAACAAGCAUGCUGAUGGAGACCAGUGUGAGAAUCAUCCAUGUGCCAAUAAUGCAACUUGCCAGGAUCUGAUUGGGGGCUACUAUUGUCACUGUCCUGAAGGAUUAGAUGGGCAACAAUGUCAAUAUGCGCUGAUGGCAACGAACUGCUCUGACAAUUAUGGUCACUGUGCACAUUUCUGCAAAGAAAUUCCAGAGAGAAAUAGACGGGAAUGCUUGUGUGUGAAUGGGUACAAACUAAGUGAAAACGGGUACUCCUGCAUUCCUGAAGAAGAAUAUGGUUGCGGAUAUCUCAGAACAGUAAAUAAACAACCGCAACCUCGAGUCAUGGGAGGUUUACCACAAGACCCUCGAGUCAUAGGAGGGAAGGAGAUGAAGAAAGGAAGCAGCCCCUGGCAGGUCCUUCUUAUGAAUACAAGGGGGCAGUUCAAAUGUGGAGGAGUUCUAAUUCAUCGAUUUUGGAUCUUGACUGCUGCUCAUUGCGUUGACGAAGGAGGGCGAUUUAAAGUCAGACUUGGUGAACAUAACAGAACAGUCAAUGAAAAAACUGAGGAUACUAUUAUCAUAAGUGAAGUGGUCAUCCAUCCCAACUUCACCCGCUCCAGACUGGAUAGUGACAUUGCUCUCCUUCGAUUAGCUGAAGCUGCUAUCUUCAGUGAUUACAUCCUACCAGUAUGCUUGCCCAUCCAAAUGAUGGCAGAGGAAAGAUUACUCAUUCCAGGAAACAAAGUGGUGGUAACAGGUUGGGGAGCAAUGGAUGAAAAUGAUGACAGAAUCCGCCCUUCUACUCUAUUAUUCAUCGAUAUUAACUUGGUUUCACAUGAGCUGUGCAAGGAAAGACUAGGAGACAAAAUUACAGGCAACAUGAUCUGCGCAGGAGACCCGAGUUUCCGUAAGGAUGCUUGUAAAGGUGAUAGUGGUGGACCUAUGGUCAUUGUAAAGAAUGGCACGUGGUUUCUGUUGGGACUGGUCAGCUGGGGAGAAGGAUGUGGCCAGUACCAUAAAUUUGGUGUUUACACAAAAGUGUCCAAUUUCCUAGACUGGAUAUAUUCAGUAACGAAAAUCUAAUUCUUUUCAAAUCUGCUCUGCUCAGAUUGAUUGAUUUACAGGACAAAGUGAUCUUUUUCAUCUCCUUCCAAUUCACCUACAAAUGUAUUAAAUAAUGUUGGACAAAUAUUUCAAGCUCUCUAGGUGUGAGGUGCUAUAUAUGUUGUAUUAAUUUGGUGAUAAUCUCCCAUAAUGAAAAAUCAAUAUGACUAGUAUUCAAAUAAGGCUUGUGCAUUAUGACUUAUGCUAAUAAUCUGGAAAGAAUAGUAAGUAAGCCUCAACAGAGAAAAAUGUAGUCACUACGGAUCUCUAUCCUGUUUGCUUUUUUCACCAGCAUUGUGUGUUCCUUGUUCUUUUUUCCCCAUUCUCCUAAAUAUAUAUGUUGAAAGCGCUGAUCCAAUCAUUUUAAAUGUAUUACGUCUUCCCAGGGCUUUGUCAAUAUAGUACACAAUUCAUCGAUGUACAGUGUAAUAUUCAGCUAGACAGUAAGUUUGUGUUUCUAAUUAUCUAUUAUUGAAUUCUUAAUUUUAUUUCUGCCUUUGGCAGAGUCUCUUAGUCAAGGCUAAUUGGGGCCCAAGAGAGGGGGAAGAAAGACAACAAGACUAGUAUUUGCCUGCUUCAUCAAACCACCAGGACCUAGUUCAAUAAAGGAAUUGGUAUGAGACCGGGAGGAAAAAUUUGUUUCUAAAAUGGAAGAGUAAAAGAUUAUACAGGAUUGGACAUAAAGAUUAAACUGAGUUGAACACAUAAUGGUCAAACAAACUAAAUGGACUGGGCUGCCAUUUAGAGAAACUUCUGAAGUUCAUGGAGUAUUAGCUCUGACACUAUUUAAGUUCUAUAUAAUAAACCUUUCUUUCAAGUUUCAA
Molecule: messenger RNA, 2344 nt
Organism: Pristis pectinata (smalltooth sawfish)
Lineage: Eukaryota; Metazoa; Chordata; Chondrichthyes; Rhinopristiformes; Pristidae
Product: vitamin K-dependent protein C-like
Exons: 10
Coding region: 195-1499 (434 amino acids)
Biological process (GO): blood coagulation; proteolysis
Cellular component (GO): extracellular region
Molecular function (GO): serine-type endopeptidase activity; calcium ion binding
Source: RefSeq, a predicted model, not a curated record